Molecule: messenger RNA, 3312 nt
Organism: Pelobates fuscus (common spadefoot toad)
Lineage: Eukaryota; Metazoa; Chordata; Amphibia; Anura; Pelobatidae
Gene: CHEK2
Product: checkpoint kinase 2
Exons: 15
Coding region: 285-1823 (512 amino acids)
Biological process (GO): protein phosphorylation; mitotic DNA damage checkpoint signaling
Cellular component (GO): nucleus; cytoplasm
Molecular function (GO): protein binding; ATP binding; protein serine/threonine kinase activity
Source: RefSeq, a predicted model, not a curated record
CUACAAGGAGUUUUCUGCAUCCACUCUGCUUUUUAAUAACUGCAGCUUUUUUAAUUUUUUUAUUGUUCUUAUAAGACAGCCCACCAGAGCCAUUAGUCUUGUAACAUAAACACUCAAUUCCAGAUUGCUUAAAUCAAUUUUGUUGUGUGUGUAGUAUGCAUAUGCACAACUUGGACUGAUCUCUCUCUCUUUGUUAAGGAACACUCCAUAUGUAGCAUAAUUGCUCCUGCGUGCUGUAGUGCAUAUGGUGGCAGGAGUGCUCCUGCGCUGGCCUAUGUUACAAGAUGUCACGUGAUACAAAAGGGGAUUCCCAACAAUCUCAGGGCACUUCUAGUUCUUCCUCCAGUGUCCCUCAAACCUACAGCCAGUCUUCAUCCUCUGGUACCAUGAGUUCUUUGGAGACAGUCCCAUUAAUGGAUAUUGCAUCAAUACCAGAGGAACAAGAACUGGAAGAUAUUCUUCAGCCAUGGGGUCGUCUUUGGGCUCUUGGAAAGGGUUUUGAGAAUCAUGACUGUGUGAAUAAUGAAUAUGUGUUUGGAAGAGAUAAACAAUGCGACUACACGUUUGAUAGGCGAAUAAUAAACAAAACUGAAAAAUAUAAAACAUACAGCAAAAAACAUUUCCGGAUAUAUAGGGUAAGUGAUGGAGGACAUUCCCCAAUUGCAUACAUUGAAGAUUUGAGUGGCAAUGGAACAUACCUAAACAAAGAGCUCAUUGGCAGAGACAAGAAGUUGCCUUUAACAAAUAAUGCAGAAAUUGCACUUUCAUUACCGUCAAAUAAAGUUUUUGUAUUUUCAGAUUUGUUGGUGGAUGAUCAGACAGUCUACCCAAAGGAAUUUGGAAAUAAAUUCAUUAUGUCAAAAACAAUUGGAAGUGGGGCUUGCGGAGAAGUCAAACUAGCUUUUGAAAAAUCCACAUGUAAGAAGGUUGCAGUAAAAAUAAUCAAUAAAAGAAAAUUUAUGCUGAGCAAUUCAGGUGAUUAUGAAAGGCCUAUUGCUUUUGAUACAGAAAUUGAGAUUCUAAAGAAACUGAAUCACCCUUGCAUAAUUAGAAUUGAAAAUUUCUUUGACUCAGAAGAUUUCUAUUACAUUGUUUUGGAACUGAUGGAAGGAGGUGAAUUAUUUGACAGAGUAGUGACAUCCGUCAGGCUUAAAGAAUCUACGGCAAAACUGUAUUUUUAUCAGAUGCUGCUAGCUGUUCAGUACCUCCAUGAGAAUGGAGUCAUUCACCGGGAUCUUAAACCUGAAAAUGUGCUGCUAUCAUCCACCAAUGAAGAAUGCUGCAUCAAGAUAACGGAUUUUGGCCAGUCCAAAAUUCUUGGUGAAACCUCUCUGAUGAAAACGUUGUGUGGUACCCCUACGUACUUGGCUCCUGAGGUGUUGAACACAGCGGGUACAGCUGGAUAUAGCAGUGCUGUGGAUUACUGGAGCCUAGGGGUCAUUCUGUUUGUCUGCCUUAGUGGAUAUCCACCAUUUUCAGAACAGAAUGGUAAGAUGCCACUGAAAAAUCAGAUUGCUGGCGGGAACUACACCUUCAUUCCUGCUGCUUGGGAAAAUGUCUCUCCUCCUGCUUUAGAUCUUGUUAAAAAGUUGCUGGUUGUUGACCCGGAAAAGAGACUAACUACUAAGCAAGCUUUGGAACAUCCAUGGCUGCAGGAUGACAAAAUGAGAAAAGAUGCUGAGCGGUUAAUGUGUGAUGCCACAAUGCUUCCACCUCAGCAGAUAUCCGUAAGUCGGAAACGGGGACAUGAAGAACAUGAAGCAAGUACAUCUAAACAAUCAGAGACGUUAACAGCAACACCUGAAAAGAGGGCCAAAAUGUGACACUUUACGCUAAACUAUACCUUGUCUAAUGUAUAUAAUAUCAGUGUUUUGUAUGUAAAUUAGUUUGUAAAUUUAUACAUUUCAAUAAAUCACGUGAGUACUACUGUAGCUAUAGGCCUUUUACGGGUAUUUUGUAAGGAAGUUCCAUAUAUUCAUGGUAUUUAUUACUUGUUUACCUGACCAUCUAAUCAUUGCUAUGUGGAGGACGGGUCUGUGAGAUGAACAGAAGGUUACUGUUAAUGUAAAUGAUACUGUGUAUCAUUGAGACUACUAUUAGAGGUGCCAGUUAUAUUGUUUGAUAUGAACAUUUGGUUGUAAAGGACUGCCACUUUCAUACAACCAACAAAAGCGGCUGCGGCUUUUGUGGACCGUUUUUCUCAGUAGCAAUUUAUUACUAAUAUUUCAUAAACUUUUUUUUAACCUACCAGUGUGCUCUCUCUUUAUUUGCCGAGGCAAAAUAUUUACAUACAUGUCUGCUGAUUCGGGAGUAUCAAGAGGAAGUGGAGGAAUCUUGUUUUGACUCAACUCUAGCUAAAGCUAUUAUUUUGCUGCAUUCAUUUUAGUGGACCUGCAUCCAUUGCAUAGAUUUCUGAUGGAAACAUUACUUUCGGAUCUUACACUGAGUUUUAAGAAUAAUACCUCAAUAUUAAAAAAUGUAUGACUUUACAGCAACCUGUUUAAAAUAAUAUGUAACAGCCUCGAUUUUUGGCAAUUUACUAAUACUAGGUCAGUUGCAAAGUCAUCUUUAAUGCCAACGUAUAAAUGUGCUUAUUAGUUUAGGUUAGGUGGACUUAAAUAACUAGUACCUUACAUAAAAAUGAAAUGAAUAAAACCCCACAAACAUUGGGAGUUCCCAAAACAUCCCUUAUAUUCAGAGGCAGUCACUCCGCUAUCUCUUUUCCCACACCACAGUAAUAUGGGGGUUAAUAAAAGUAUGAAAAUUUAGAGUCACAUGUUAACUAGGAGGGACAGAUCAUGAUCUCCUCUGUUUUCUAUGUAAUGGGUAUUAAAGGGUUACUACAACCCUGAUGAUAAAACCUUUUAUUUCCAUUACCAAUGCUCUAUGGGACAUAACAAAUAACUAAUUGUAUUAAUUAUGUAAUCUAAUAUAUCUAAAACGUGACCUUUAUUAUAUACUGCCCAGUUUAGAGAACAUUAUCAAUUAAUAAUCCCUUAAGCAGAUUAAUUUGGAAAGGAGGAUAUCCGUUUUACGUUUGUUCAUUUAUAAUCCAAACAUUUAAUGUAUGAUUGUUCAAUAUAUUGAUUAGUAUUGAAGUUGGUACUAUACAAGUAUCUCUUGAAAAGACUCAAAUGUUUGUGCAUACCACUGAGAGAAGUACUAGUUGUAAGCUCGUUUGAAUAUAAACAAUGGCUUUUGUGAGUAACCAUAUUUAUUGAAAAUGUUUGAAUAUCAGAUUUCAGUCCAUAAGCGAAAAAUAUUGAUCAGUGUUCAAUCAAAAAGAAAAUGCAGCAUUGAUCAAGUUUUUGA